This is a messenger RNA of Paralichthys olivaceus (Japanese flounder), 4852 nucleotides long. RefSeq names its product nuclear receptor binding SET domain protein 2 (gene nsd2). The record is from RefSeq and is a predicted model, not a curated record. Gene Ontology annotation, molecular function: protein binding; histone methyltransferase activity. Gene Ontology annotation, cellular component: nucleus. Lineage: Eukaryota; Metazoa; Chordata; Actinopteri; Pleuronectiformes; Paralichthyidae.
UCGCUUCGCUCCCGACCAAUCGGAAGUGAGUAUUUUUCGCGCUGUUGGCCGCAGUGUUUGAUUUUCCCGCAAGCUGCUUCAGCCUCGACCUGAAUGAAAGGCUCCGUGUGACGGGAUGAGUCCGGACACUUUCUCCCUCUAACCACCGACAGGACCUCGACAGCUCAGUGAGCCUGGAGGGGGUGAGGUGGGAUGGACACUAAAGGUAGCUCUCUGCCUUCCAUGCCCGAACCAGCCAACCCCAUCAGCAUGAAGCAGCCGCCGGAGUCCCUCAGCGUACGCAAAGGUCGGGGGGACAUGAGCAGUGACCCUGCUCUGCUUAUGGACAAAGCUGCUGCCCAGCUGGCCGCCACGCUACAAGACGGCGUCCUCCAGAAGAUGGCCGGCCACAGUCAUAACAACCACGAGAGGCUCAAAGACCUCACCUCCCGUGUGCUGAACGGGGACCAAGACACGCUGCCCAAGCUUUGUGCUCCAGAUCCUCCCAUGCUGAAGGGUGCUGAGGCCCCUGCCACCAACGGCACCCACCAGCACAAUUGCACCCCUCAUACAGAAUCUGAACUGAAGGUGACAGUGCCCCAGGUGGUAGAGCAGCCGCCCUUUGAACCGUGCUGUGCCAACGGGACCAGUUUGGCCACCGCCACCGACGGUACAAUAUCUGGACCCGAGAAGAGGCAGGACGUGAAGAAAAGGGGGGGGAGACCUGUCAAACCAAAACUUCAAUUAAACCACAGCUCCUCUUUCAUCCCUCUGGAGCAAGCGGACCACACAAAUGCUGCAGAUGGAACCGGAGCAGCUGACAAGCUCAAUCUCAUCCCAGAGGUCAGGGUGGUGGCUACAGCAAAGUCUACUUUUCUGAUCCGCUUUGCUGUUGGUGAUUUGGUUUGGACGAAGGUGUCGGGUUACCCCUGGUGGCCUUGCAUGGUGACCACAGACCCAGAAUUCAGCCAUCACUUCAAACAGAAAGCAGCCAAUAGCAGGUCAGGCCUCCUUUACCAUGUGCAGUAUUUUGGAGAUGCCCCGGAGAGAGGCUACAUCUUUGAGAAGAACAUGGUGUCGUUCACUGGAGAGGAUCAAUUCCAGGAGCUCAGCCUGGGCAACAAACAGGCAGCCUCCUGCAACAUUCACAAAAAGACGGCUCCAUCUGUACCCCGCAAACUCCAGGCCCAGUGGAACAUGGGCAUCAUUCAGGCCAAGGAGGCCUUCAGCAUGUCGCUGGAUGAGCGCAUGAUGAACUUCACAUUUCAGUAUGAUGACGACGGGCCUCGUCUGAACCCACAGAUCCUGGAGAAACUGAAGCCAAAACUCUGCGACCAGAUGCACCAGGAAACCGUAUCACGUCUGAGCCCAGAUCUGCCCUCCGUGCUGGGUCCCAUUUCUUCUGAACCAGAUAAUCCAGUCGUACCUCAGAAGAAAAAGAGACGACCCAAACAGACGCCGUCUCCAACCAAGACGGUGAGGAGACGGAAAAAAUCUGCAGUGGAGAAAUCUUCCGACCCCGUGAGGAAAAGGAAAUCAAAGCUGGUGUCUCCAACAGAUGAUUCUUCAGAACAUGUCUCGCCCCCAGUUUCAGUUCCAGUUGACAAAGUGAAGAGAAGGCGAAAGAGAGAGACUCCUGCAGAGCAGACGACCGAUUCUUCAGUUAAGAAGGAGCCAAAGAAGACGCCUAAAAGGAAGCUAAUGGACUCCGCAGCGGACAAGGAUCAGCAGCCUAAGAGACGCAAAAUGAGCAAAGAUGCUGAAAAACAGGCCUCGACUUCAGAAGGAACGGAAAAAAAGCGAAGAAGAACGAAGAAAACUGACGUAGAAGUGAAAGAAACCAAGAGACGACAGAAAAAGUCAAAAGAUCCUCUGGCUGAUGAUCAAGAGGCAGAGAAACCAAAGCGCAGGAGGAAAAGGAAACAGGAUGGAGAGAACCAGGCCACACCUGCCAAGACGAAGAAGAGAAGGGCCUCCCCGUGUCCUGACCCCGAGGGCUCUGGGAGCGAAGGGCGUCCUGAUUCUCCGAGCGACAGCUUGGACGGGACAAAAAAGGGCGAACGGAAGAAAGAAUUUGUCUGCCAGAUGUGUGAGCAGGCUGGUGAGGACCUGCUGCCCUGUGAGGGACAAUGUUGUGGCAUGUUUCACCUCCACUGUCUGGGUCUGUCCUUCAAACCCGACGACAAGCUGCUGUGUCAGGAGUGCAGCACAGGAAUUCACUCGUGUUUCACCUGUAAGCAGUCAGAGGGCAAGCUGCUUCGCUGCCACGUCCUGCACUGCGGCAAGUUUUACCACGAGGGGUGCGUCCGCCUCAACCCCCUCACUCUGUUCGACAACAAGGGCUUCCGCUGCCCACUCCACACCUGCCUGAGCUGCCACUACGGCUGCCGCGCCAAGCACAAGUCCACCAAGGGUAGGUUAAUGCGUUGCCUGCGCUGCCCGGUGGCGUACCACAUCGGUGACCUGUGCGUGGCAGCCGGCAGUGAGAUGAUCACCAACACCGCCAUCAUCUGCACCAACCACUUCAACGCCAAGAAGGGCUACAGCCACCACAGUCACGUCAACGUCAGCUGGUGUUUCGUCUGCUCCAAAGGGGGACAGCUGCUGUGCUGCGAGUCCUGUCCCGCAGCUUUUCACCCCGACUGUCUGAACAUCGCAAUGCCUGAUGGGAGCUGGUUCUGCAAUGACUGCAGAGCCGGGAAGAAACCCAAGUACAGGGACAUCAUCUGGGUCAAACUAGGAACAUACAGGUGGUGGCCUGCUGAGAUCUAUCACCCGAGGAACAUCCCUACCAACAUCCAGCACCUUCGCCAUGAGAUCGGAGAGUUUCCUGUCUUCUUUUUCGGAUCCAAGGAUUACUUCUGGACUCACCAGGGCCGAGUGUUUCCCUACAUGGAGGGAGACCGAGGCAGCAAGCACCAGAGGACGGGAAUCGGAAAAGUCUUUAAGAACGCUCUGUUGGAGGCUGAAGCUCGAUUCAAGGAGAUCAAAAUGAAACGAGAGGCAAAGGAAGCUCAAGAGAACAGUCGAAAACCGCCGCCAUACAAGUUUAUCAAGGUCAACAAACCCUUCGGCAAAGUUCAGGUCUACACCGCAGACAUCUCCGAGAUCCCCAAGUGCAACUGUAAGCCGACGGACGAGAGGCCGUGCGGGUUCGAGUCCGAGUGUCUGAACCGCAUGCUGCAGUACGAGUGCCACCCUCAGGUGUGUCCCAACGGCGAGCGUUGCUGUAACCAGGACUUCACCAAACGUCUUUACCCCGAGACCAAGAUCAUCAAGACACCCGGGAAGGGCUGGGGCCUGGUCGCCCUGCGGGACAUCAAGAAGGGCGAGUUUGUGAACGAGUAUAUUGGCGAGCUGAUCGACGAGGAGGAGUGCAGGGCGAGGAUCAAGUACGCCCACGAAAACAACAUCACUGACUUCUACAUGCUCACCAUCGACAAGGAUCGGAUCAUCGACGCGGGACCAAAGGGAAACUACUCUCGCUUCAUGAACCACAGCUGUCAGCCCAACUGUGAGACGCAAAAGUGGACGGUGAACGGCGACACGCGAGUCGGCCUGUUCGCUGUCCGCGACAUCCCAGCAGGGACCGAGUUGACCUUCAACUACAACCUGGACUGCCUCGGCAACGAGAAGACCGUCUGUCGCUGUGACGCCCCGAACUGCAGCGGUUUCCUCGGUGAUCGUCCUAAGAACUCCAACGGCCAAACAGCCGAGCCAAAAGCAAAGAGGUUGAAGAGAAAGUAUAAGAAGAGGAAAAGCGAGGGAAAGAAAAAGUCCGAGGACGAGUGUUUCCGCUGCGGAGACGGAGGUCAGCUGGUGCUCUGCGGCAAGAAGAUCUGCACCAAAGCUUAUCACCUGUCCUGCCUGAACCUCACCAAGAGACCCUUCGGCCGCUGGGACUGCCCCUGGCACCAUUGUGACGUCUGCGGGAAAAACUCGGACGCUUUCUGUCAGCUGUGCCCAAACUCCUUCUGCAAGGCUCACCAGGAGGGGGCGCUGCGCCCGUGGCCUCCCACAGGGCAGCUGUGCUGUUUGGAGCACGAGGAGCUGGAGGGAACAGACAACCAGGACCAGGGCAUCAACUCGGAGGCAUCGACCGCCACCACCACCGCCGCCGCCGUCACCGGUCGUCCCCCUAAAGGCUCCAGGAAGGCAGACGGAGCCGAGGCCAAAACAAAGGGCUCUAAGAGGAAAGCAGCGGAGGCCUGAAGCGACCUUUGACCCCUCAGAGAGCCAAAACACCAAACCAGACUCUGACUCUUCCCUUGUUAUAAACAAAUAUAAACCCCUCGUUAUGCUGUCUUCAAGAUCACAAAAACCAAGGCACUGUACAUCUUCGUCGUCAGGGAAAGCCGCUUAUAUCUCACACGCUCGGCAACGACCUCCAGCUCCGCCGCUCCAGCUCCUCUUCGUUUCAUCUUUAACCAUUUUCAGGUUUUUAUUUGAACUUGUCUGCGGUGAAGCACAAAGCAGCAGCAGCAGCAGCAGAGCGAGCGCAGGUCAGGAAGCUGCGGACAGUGGACUCUAACUCUUCCACCAACCAAACUGCCUUUUCUUAUUUUAUUUUAUUUAGUUGUCUUUGUUCUGAUUCAGUUUUCAAACCGACGCGAGGAACCAGUUGGUUUCCGCUGGUGACGCUGUCCACUCACUUGAAUCUCGGCCGCCGCCGCCUCCCCUCGCUCCACGUGGACGAUCUUGAACGGCAGAGUUUUAUAGCUAUAUCUAUAUAUGUGUUUAUCGAAGACCAAAAUUAUAAUUACUGGAAUAUUGUGAGACAUCGAACAGGUUGCCAAAUGGAUGGUUUUUAUUUUUAUAUAUAGUAUAUAUAUAUUCCAGAUGUAAUAUCAAACACCAAGACACUAUGGAUCGG